Molecule: messenger RNA, 1702 nt
Organism: Photinus pyralis (common eastern firefly)
Lineage: Eukaryota; Metazoa; Arthropoda; Insecta; Coleoptera; Lampyridae
Product: phospholipase A1 member A-like
Exons: 6
Coding region: 642-1679 (345 amino acids)
Molecular function (GO): lipase activity
Source: RefSeq, a predicted model, not a curated record
AGUAGUCUUCCGCAAGUUGUAUUAGUCCAGUACCCCUAAAAGUCGCGGCCCGAAGACGACGCAAAGAGCCCUAGUGAAAAAAGGCAAGACUGAUGUAGUAAAUAAUCUUGGAUGCCAAGAAAUCUGAUGCAAUCGUUACCAUACGAACCCUAGACCACGGCCUGACAUGCCCAGUGGAAGUAAAGGCACUGUGUCCAUAACGCACAUUGAAAAUUAAAGAUCACACAAAUUCCGAUAAUUUUUUUUCGUAUGCAAGGAAGAAACCGCAGGAAGCAACGUGCCUCAAUUUUAUCUUCCUUGUAGCGGCACAGUUAUUCCAAACUGACUCGUUGAAUAACAAGCAAAUUUAAAUGGUAUCGGUACUUCUCAAGAAUACAUUUUGCAUCCUAAUUAUCAACUGAAGUGAAUGCAGUAUUGAUGACAAUUCGCCAAUUGAAAAGUAAACUUUGACCGCGACUUGUACAUAUUCCCACAGAACCGCAGAACUACCGCAGCUAAUCAAAACCUAAAUUCAAAAUUUGGAAACUUUGUGAAAUGUAAGCAGUCGCGGACAAUGAGAAUCCGUUAUUAAUACUUAUUUCUGCACACAUCCUGGUAGUGUUGGUGUGGAUGUUCUCCUUUCUAGACAUUUACUCGCAAGUAUGUCGCUCGUUUACAUAUCGGCGUUUAUUGCACUCGUCGCGCUUGUCGAUGCGCAACUUUUAAAUCUGAGCAGUACGCAUCCGAUUCGCGAGGCGUUAUUUUUGAAUAACGCCAGCGCGUUCAACAACACAAGGGAUAAGUGCGUGUGGAGACCUGCAACCCAAAAUUCUGCCGCUUGUCCAGAUCAGGAUAUCAAUUUUAUUUUGUACGCCGAAUCGAAUAGGGAAUUGGUCGACCUUAGGGAGACGGAUUGGUUAAGGCAAAGCUCUUGGAACUCGACCAAGGAGAAUGUAAUAAUUAUUCACGGGUAUGCUGGGGGUGACGAUACCUUGCCGAUUGCGGUGCUGAGAGAUGCGUAUAUCAAUAAUGGUAAUUAUAACGUGUGGAUGUUGGACUGGGGGCCGUUGUGUCAACCCCCUUGCUACGCUGCGGCUGUGCACAACAUGAGAGCUGUGGCGAAGUGCGCCGGGGAGUUUUUGACUUUGAUGAGAAGCAGCGGGAUGUCUCCCAGUCGCACUGUCUGCGUUGGGCACUCGCUUGGUGCACAUAUAUGCGGAUUGAUCUCACACCACGUCCUCUUCCGUCUACAUCGAAUAAUCGGUCUGGAUCCGGCCCGUCCUCUUGUCCCCGUCCAGGCCAGGUUAUCACCGGGAGACGCCGCCGCCGUUCACGCGCUGCACACCAACGCCGGCCACUACGGUGAAAUGGGCAGAUCUGGGCAUGUCGACUUUUGCAUUAACGGAGGCAAAACUCAACCCUACUGCCAAGCGACUGAAAACGAAUCCCUCUGUAGUCACGUCUGGGCAAUAUGCUACAUGGCCGAGAGUUUGCACGGCGAAUUAACUAGGAAAGCGGAACCUUGCUCUAGGCGUUGCCCCAGUGGUUCUCGUCCAGGACAUCGCAUUGGCAUCCCGAUACCAAUGGGCCAAUCCACUCCAUUAACAACAUCGGGUUCUUAUUGCGUGCACGACGAACGGCCGCCAUAUUGUCCAUCACAUCCUGGAGCCCCCGGUGACAAACGGUGCUGCAUCACGUAAACUUUGAGUUUAUUAAACUUGAC